GUCAUUGUUCUUAAAGCUGCAGCAGCCAACAACAUCCAUUUUGAAUCUUGCUGCUAUUUCCUUCUUCUCCUCCGUUACCCCAAAUGCCCUUUUUCAGUAUAACUAAAGAAAUGGCCAUUGGGACCGCAGUCCUAGGGGUUGCUUUUGCUACUGGAGUCUUAGCAGGUAAAAAAUAUCCAUUUUUAGCUUUUGGAAUUCCCCGAUCACCCAAGACUCUACUUGGAAAAGGGAGCCCACUAUGGCAAUACAUAUUGGAUCACUCUCUGCGGGAGCAUCCAGUCCUAAAGAAGCUGCGACUGCUCACCUUGGACCAUCCCUGGAGUAGAAUGAUGGUGUCUUGUGACCAAGCUCAGCUUAUGGCAAACUUGGCCAAACUCAUCAAAGCCAAGAAAGCUAUUGAAAUAGGUGUUUUUACAGGCUAUAAUACCUUAAACAUGGCACUAGUCUUGCCAGAUGAUGGCAGAGUCGUUGCCUGCGAUAUAAAUGAAGAUUACAUCAGUAUUGGAAAGCCACUGUGGAAAGAGGCAGGAGUGGAGCAUAAAAUAGACUUGCGGAUUAAACCAGCAAUUCAAACACUUGAUGAACUACUGGCAGACGGUGAAGCUGGGACCUAUGACUUUGCUUUCAUAGAUGCAGAUAAACAGAGUUACAAUGAGUACUAUGAAAAAUGUUUACGUCUCAUAAGGAAAGGGGGAAUCAUAGCUAUUGAUAACGUUUUAUGGCAUGGGAAAGUAUUGAAGCCAAGCAAGAACGAUAUGGAAACCCAAAGCCUCCACCACCUCAAUGAGAAGAUCUUACGAGAUGUACGAGUCAAUAUCAGCAUGCUCCCAAUGGGGGAUGGAGUGACACUAGCAUUCAAGCUAUAGUGGGAGAAAAAUGCUGAGCAAUGACAGGGAGACAGAGAAGAACCAAUUCAUCAGGCAAAACUAAGGUGGAACAUGAGUAGCAUCAGUGAACCUGUGUCUCAGCUGAAUAGCAUAAAGCUGGGAAAACAGCCCUUGAAAUGACCAGAAAAACUACAGGUAUCUAAAUACAAUGGUAGAAAAAAGAUUUAUAUUAAAAUUUAGUAUAAUUUUAUAUCACAAUAAAAAGAAAAACCUACA
Mauremys mutica (yellowpond turtle) is the source of this 1103-nucleotide messenger RNA. It is a transcript of the gene COMTD1, whose product is annotated as catechol-O-methyltransferase domain containing 1. Lineage: Eukaryota; Metazoa; Chordata; Testudines; Geoemydidae. The coding region runs from base 84 to 866 and encodes 260 amino acids. The record is from RefSeq and is a predicted model, not a curated record. Gene Ontology annotation, molecular function: O-methyltransferase activity; S-adenosylmethionine-dependent methyltransferase activity. The transcript is spliced from 7 exons.